Messenger RNA from Salvia miltiorrhiza (redroot sage), 1196 nucleotides. Its product is annotated as probable mediator of RNA polymerase II transcription subunit 26c. Lineage: Eukaryota; Viridiplantae; Streptophyta; Magnoliopsida; Lamiales; Lamiaceae. Gene Ontology annotation, cellular component: nucleus. Bases 215 to 973 code for a protein of 252 amino acids. The transcript is spliced from 8 exons. The record is from RefSeq and is a predicted model, not a curated record.
UGAAACUGCCACUGCUAUUUCUUUCUACUACUUAAAUAAAUAAAAAUUGAAAUAAUUUCCCUGCCCAAAAACACUGUUAAUUCCAACUUCAUUCAUUCCGAAAUGAACAGGAUUCUACCAACACAUUUUUGGGAUUUGUUCCUUUAUCUCUUCUCCUCCAGCUAAAAUUAACUUGAGAUAAAAUUUUGAAAAAUCAGUUGCAGGAAUUUGGUUUAUGGAUUUGAACGAGUUUCGCUCCGUCAUGUCGGAUUCCGGCAUUGAUGUCUGGACUUGGAUCGAUAUGGCGAUAUCCGUGGCGUCUGCUGAUCAUGAAAUCGAGCUCCGGAAUCGCAGAGAUGGAAUUGUUCAGAAGCUCUUUGCAUCGCCAUGUGAGAAUUGUGUGAAGAGGAAUGAGAGUGAUCAGCAAAAUCAUCAAGGAAUCCAACCAGAUAAAAAUGUGGAACACGAUGAUGAGCACAAGAAGAUUCUAGAAAUCAAGAACCUUCUAGACGAUCAUAGCCAGAAUGAGAAAUCUAUGAUUGAGCUUCUUCAGAGGCUUUUGGACAUGAAUACUACUUUUACAACUCUCAAGGAAACUGAAAUAGGAAAACAUGUAACUAAACUGCGAAAGCAUUCAUCAAAUGAAGUGCGGAGACUGGUGAAAGUUCUUGUAAGAAAAUGGAGGGAUACUGUUGAUGAAUGGGUGAGGCAGAAUACGCCUAUAGAAGAAGAAGCCACUGAAUUCAAUGAUCAAGCAUCCUAUUUAUUUGCUAAAGAUGAUGCAAGAAUUCACAACAGUGUGAAAGAUGUUUCCUGUCAUUCAACUCCACCAAAGAGGAAAGCAAAGGAUAAUGGGAUUAUAUUGAAUGAUGAAGAUUAUCAAGAAUCUCAAUAUGCCAAGAAACAAAGAAGGCCACAAGUAAUGGAUAUCCCAAAAUUCAAGAAUUCGAUUGUUCGCAACAAUGGAAGCAGUAUCCCUAUAAAAUACCGGUGAACAAUUGCAUAUUAGCAUGAUGUAGAAAAAUGCAGUGAUCCUUGAAAGGCGACUGAAAAAGGGUUGGAGAGAGAUAGUCAGUCCCAUGUGAUUUUGUUUGGUGAGUAGAUGCAUUGAUUUUGGAUUGUGAAGAACUACUUGCAUAGCAUAGCUCUACAAAUUUGCAACUGUACAUUAAAUAAUGAUACUUUUUUCUAUUUAUAUUAUCAUGAAUAUCGUAUUA